AUGGAUGCCCAACCACUCACCACGCCUGCCCUCCCACGUGACCCCGCCUCGCACUCCUACAAGCUGCAUACACCCUUAAACCAUGAGCGCGCCUCGCCCGAGCCUGAAUGCGAGGUCCGCCGGUCAUGGUCGCUCAAGAGGCUGCUGAGCGGGCGCGGGAGCCGCCGGUAUCGCGUGCUCGAGCGGGAGCCGAAUCGGCUACGGAAACGUGUCAGUGCGUGA
Messenger RNA from Penicillium canariense, 222 nucleotides. RefSeq lists its product as uncharacterized. The record is from RefSeq and is a predicted model, not a curated record. Bases 1 to 222 code for a protein of 73 amino acids. NCBI's taxonomy places the organism in Eukaryota, Fungi, Ascomycota, Eurotiomycetes, Eurotiales, Aspergillaceae. The transcript has a single exon.